Molecule: messenger RNA, 550 nt
Organism: Mytilus trossulus (common blue mussel)
Lineage: Eukaryota; Metazoa; Mollusca; Bivalvia; Mytilida; Mytilidae
Product: prolyl 4-hydroxylase subunit alpha-1-like
Exons: 7
Coding region: 1-522 (173 amino acids)
Biological process (GO): peptidyl-proline hydroxylation to 4-hydroxy-L-proline
Cellular component (GO): endoplasmic reticulum
Molecular function (GO): iron ion binding; L-ascorbic acid binding; procollagen-proline 4-dioxygenase activity
Source: RefSeq, a predicted model, not a curated record
AUGUGUGUUAGACCCUCAAAGGAAGGUUGGAUUUUCGAAAAAGAUGCAAUUUCAAGACGGAUUUCUAAAAGGAUUGAGUUGAUCACUAAGUUGGAUACUACGGAAAGAAAAGUUUUGAGUAGUUCUGAAUCCUACCAGGUGGCAAACUAUGGAAUCGGUGGAUACUUUAAACCCCAUCUCGACAAUUUGCAUAAUCCUAUAUGGCGGCAGCCAGUACAGUCUGAUGCUAAAUUCGUUAAAGGAUCUGGGGAUAGAAUCGCUACAUGGAUGUUCUAUUUGAAUGACGUAAGGGCUGGAGGAGCAACGAUUUUCCCUAGAAUCAAUACAAGAAUACCGGUAACAAAGGGAUCUGCUGCUUUUUGGUAUAAUAUUCUUCCAAAUGGAGAAGUAGAUGAACGUGUCCUUCAUGGAGGCUGUCCUGUGUUAUUAGGAUCAAAAUGGAUUUGUUCCAAGUGGAUUCGUGAAGAAGGGCAAAUGUUUAGACGUCCAUGCAAACUUCAUUUCAAUGCAACAGUACAUUAGAAGACUUAUUUUUAAACUUUCAUUUAAC